GGAUUGUUGUACGAUGAAACAGAAAAUGGCGGCUCUUUAGAGACGUCUGAAUGUCUGUCCCUUUUGCAGGGCUACAUGCACUGAGCUAGUUUCUUCUUAUGGUAGAGCUUGUAUGGACUCGAGUAUCAGUAGUUCUAUAUCCUGUGGUGGUGAUGAUGGAGCUUGUGUCCGUGGACACUCACGUUAGUGGACCAACGCUGGCUGGGCUCGGCGUAGAACAAAGCCUUUAGAGAAAUGGUAGAACUUCUGUAGUCUGAUGUAUCCGCCUCCUUGGAUGAGUCGGACUAACUGUUCUGUUUUUCUCAUCUUCAUUCGCGGCUCUGUUGAUUCACUCUAAAUCACAGCGUAGUCCGCUAAGCAGCGCUUCUCUGGAAGCUCCGUUGGUUUAAAAAAAACUGUUGGCACCAAGUCCCAAGUGGAUCACAGCCUCUCAUCCACACCGUCCAUACACGCACCUUUCAGGUGUGUUUACCGUCAGGGAGCCAUGUGGCCCCACGGCGCAGGUUAAAGGGCUUCACGUCAUUUGUAGAGAAAAGCCCGCGGUUCCCACUGACUAUGGAUGAUUCAAAGCCACGAUACAGCAAAAGGCUGCGGGCCGGUACCCGUAGACGUUACCAUGACGACGGAAUCUCGGAUGAGGAGAUUGAUGGAAGAAGGAUGUUUGACUUGGAGGAGAAAGUCAGCUGUGAAAAGUUCAGUUCUGAUCGAAUCGUCCGUAUGGAAGGAAAAGACUUGACGUAUGAGUUUGUCCAGAGAGGUGGGCUAAGGGACCCAAUCCUUUUUGAAAAGCCUGAUGGACUGGGAAUAAAGAUGCCAGAACCUGACUUCAGCGUCAACGAUGUUAAGAUGUUUGUUGGCAGCAGACGCAUGAUAGACGUAAUGGAUGUGAGCACCCAGAAGGAAACCGAGAUGUCCAUGGCCCAGUGGACACGUUACUAUGAGACUCCUGUGUCUCAAAGGGAUAAACUCUAUAAUGUUAUCAGCCUUGAGUUCAGCCACACCAAGCUGGAGAAUUUGGUUAAAAGACCUACCACAGUGGAGCUCAUAGACUGGGUGGACAACAUGUGGCCUCGUCAUCUUAAAGAGAGGCAGAGGGAUUCAACCAAUUCCAUCAAUGACAUGCAAUACCCAAAAGUCCAGAAAUAUUGCCUGAUGAGUGUCCAGGGCUGCUACACAGACUUUCAUAUUGACUUUGGUGGGACCUCAGUCUGGUACCAUAUUCUCAAAGGGAGGAAGGUGUUCUGGCUGAUCCCUCCAACGGAUCCAAGCCUGGAGCUGUACGAAAACUGGGUGCUGUCUGGAAAGCAGGGAGACAUUUUUCUGGGAGAUCGAGUGUCCAACUGUCAGAGGAUCGAACUGAAGCCGGGCUGUACUUUUAUCAUACCUUCAGGUUGGAUCCAUGCUGUUUACACCCCUGUGGAUUCCAUGGUAUUUGGAGGAAACUUCCUGCACAGCUUCAACAUUCCCAUGCAACUAAACAUCUGUAAUAUAGAGGACAGAACACGGGUUCCAGUGAAAUUCCGUUGUCCCUUCUUUUAUGAGAUGUGCUGGUUUGUGUUGGAGCGCUACGUCUUCAGUCUAACAAAGAACUCUUACCUCACACCUGAGUUCCAAAAAUACUCACUGGGCAUAGCUCGUGAUCGGCAAGAGGAGGGUUCUGGUAAGAAUGAAGAGCCUUCAGGUCCUCAGUCUGAAAAGUCUCUAUCCAAAGUCUGUUUGACUCCCCUGGAGCUGGAGGGGCUUUGGAGUUUAAUCAAUAAACUGGAGACGCUGCCGUCAAACAAGAAGUGUGUCCCAGCUGGGAUCCAAAAUGCUUCAGGACUCAUGACGCAUAUCAAGGCUUUACUCAAGGAACAUGCUAAUGACAACCCUAAACUGUCCUACACAGGAAAACCGAUUGUGAAGUGGCCACCCAGGCCUUCAUGGUAUCAGCCUCCUCCUCCACCACCAGCUCCUCGUCCGAAACCACCCUCAGCGGCCACCAUACAACGACCUCAGAAACCCUCUUCCUCCAUGUCUUCGCUGAGACGGCGCAGAGUCAGAUGUAAGCGCUGUGAGGCUUGUAUGAGAGCAGAGUGUGGAGACUGUAACUUCUGCAGAGACAUGAAGAAGUUUGGAGGACCAGGGAAACUCAAGCAGACCUGUGUGCUGCGACAGUGCCUCUCGCCGGGCCUUCCUCUGUCUGCUGUGUGUGAGAUCUGUAAGGAGCCCAAUCAGGAGGAAACUGGAGACCCUUCCCUCACUCUGAUGGAAUGUUCCAGUUGCGCUCAGAUAGUCCAUCCUGCCUGCCUUACGGUUCAGGGUGACGGUGUAGUGAAUAAAGACCUGCCCAGCUGCUGGGAGUGCCCGAAGUGUAUCCAGGGGAUCACUGAUGGAGAGUCUAAAGGUGACAGAGCCGAAACUCUUUCUUUGAAGAGGAAAUCUUCAUCCUUGCUGGAUGCUCGUAUUGCUAAAAUUUACAGACGACAGCUCCACAACCAAGAUGGGGAUGAUUCAGCCAGUGAUGAUGAUAAUGCAUCUCAGAGAAGAAGAAUGGGGCUUUCUGCACAUGGAGGGGGACACUUGUCCAGAAAGUCAUUUGGUGCCAACAGGAGAGGUCUGCUGCGGGGGGGCUUGUCCCACAAAGGGAACAGAGGAGGGUUUGUGGCGGGGGGCUCCAUGUCAGUCUACAAACUAAAGAGAGGGAUUGGUAUGAAGGAGGUCGGGCGGAGAGGGCGGGUGAGGCUCCGGGGUGGCUCCAGGAUGCAAAGAAGAGGAGAUGACUCCGAAGAGUCCGAUGAUGAUGAUGAAGAUGAUGACGAAGACGACGAUGAUGACGAUUACGACGAAGAUGAGGGUGACAGUGAAGAAGAAAAAGAAUAUCUGCAUCAGAAACACAGGAGACGCAGGAGGGACUACGAUGAAGAUGACGACAGUGAGGGGCAGGAAUUUGACCCUGAAGAAGAGGAGGUGGAUACAGCAGAAGAUGAAGACCUGAAAAAAGAGGACGAGGAGGAGGAGGACGGACAUUGGGAUUCAGACCCAGAACCCCCAGUGCUGCUGGUAUCUGAUCUGAAUGAUGACCUCCUGAGUGGCUCCUACCUGACAGUCACUCUACAGCAGCCACACAAGGCCAAGACGCAGUCAGGCUCCAUCGUUCCAAAGCUAGAAGCAGCCAUGGGGCUGAGGUCAGCUGCAGCUGGAGGGGGUCAGCAGGGCUUCAUCCAGAGAAAGGCUGCUCAUUCCAAACCUUCCAGAGUCCGAGGUUCUGAUCCUGCCGACACUCUAACCCCGAGAGGACCUGGCAGGCCUCGUCUACGAGGAAGCCAGGGAGACAAAAGCAGCAGAACCUACUCUGCCUCUUCUUCAGAGGAAGACCAGGGUGCUGCUCCUGCUGCCUCUUUUCCAUCGUCCCUACUUUCUCUGCCCUCCUUUAAAGAUGCAGGCAGUGAUCGGGGAGGAGAGAAGGAGGUCUGGGUGUCUGUCUUUAGAUACUUGAACAGAGCUGAGCUGCUGGCCUGCAUGACUGUCUGUAAAGCCUGGUACAAGUGGAGCUGUGACAAACGUCUGUGGAGUCACAUUGAUGUGAGUCGGUGCAACCCGCUCAGUAACCAGGCUCUGGCAGGCAUCAUUAAACGCCAUCCCACCUCUCUGGACUUGUCCUGGACGUCGCUGGCCAUGAGACAACUGAACUGCCUUCUUACCAGACUCCCAGGCUUGAGGGAACUGAGGCUGACCGGUCUGCCGUGGUCCUGUCUGUCAGCUCUGGUCUCUCCCACUCUACCUCAGCUGCAUCUGCUGGAUCUACGCUGGUGUGAAGGCAUUAAAGAAGCCCAGAUUAAAGAGAUCAUCACCCCGCCUGGUUUAGAGUCAUCCCGCAGCAGGCUGAAGAACAUGGUGACGCUGCGUCUGUCCGGUCUGGAUGUCUCUGAGUCCACUUUGAGGCUGCUGCAGCGCCACAUGCCCCAACUGGAGACGUUGGACCUGGCUCACUGCAAGGACAUAACAGACUCCUGUAUCACCCUGCUGGCAGCUGCUGGGACUCACACUCGCAACAACCUGAGUGAACUCACACUCGCUGGUUGCAACCAGCUGACAGAUGGCUGUCUGUCCUAUCUGAAGCGGUUCUCCUCUCUGACUCUGCUGGACCUCAGAGGCUGUAAGGGUAUCAGCAGACGUGCCUGUGAUGCCUUCAUCUCUGACCUUUCCCAUGUUGCCCUCUACUGUAUGAUGGAGGAGAAACUCAUCCAACGCCUGGACUAACACAACACCUUUUCAGAGAUCUUAAAAACAUAAACACCAAAAACAAUUGCCUAAAAGAAAGCAAUAUCUUCAGGUAUGAUGCAGGUGGCCCGAAGUGCUGCCAGUUCAUUACAGGAUAUGUUGUAUCUUUGUUUUGUAACAAAAAGACUACAAAAAAAGAUGGGGAACAAUUUUUCGUGAAACAAAGUUGCUGUUAACUUUUUACGCUGUGGUAUUUUCUGUGUAAAUAAAGGAUUUUUUUAUGUUAACAUUGUUUUGUCUGAGCAGUGUGCUAAAAAUAAAAGUUCAGUGGUUCUCUGCA
Messenger RNA from Girardinichthys multiradiatus, 4543 nucleotides. It is a transcript of the gene kdm2aa, whose product is annotated as lysine (K)-specific demethylase 2Aa. Gene Ontology annotation, molecular function: histone demethylase activity; DNA binding; transcription coregulator activity. Lineage: Eukaryota; Metazoa; Chordata; Actinopteri; Cyprinodontiformes; Goodeidae. Gene Ontology annotation, biological process: protein demethylation; regulation of transcription by RNA polymerase II. The transcript has 25 exons. The record is from RefSeq and is a predicted model, not a curated record. Bases 556 to 4242 code for a protein of 1228 amino acids.